ACUCUUUUCUCGGCGGUCGUGUGGUGCGGUUCUUCUGGUAAGCGUAUCAUCCUGCUCGUGACGAUCCUUCCAAGUGGCGUUGAAAUAAACCUUUCCACUUUUCGUUUCGGGGUACUUAGUACAACACCGGCAGCAAAAUGGCCCUCAGCGACGCAGAUGUCCAGAAACAGAUCAAGCACAUGAUGGCCUUCAUCGAGCAGGAGGCCAACGAGAAGGCGGAGGAAAUCGACGCGAAGGCCGAGGAAGAGUUCAACAUCGAAAAGGGUCGCCUGGUGCAGCAGCAGCGUCUGAAGAUCAUGGAGUACUAUGAAAAGAAAGAGAAGCAGGUGGAGCUGCAAAAGAAGAUCCAGUCAUCGAACAUGCUGAACCAGGCGCGUCUGAAGGUGUUGAAGGUACGCGAGGAUCACGUAUCCAGCGUACUGGACGAGUGUCGUCGUCGUCUCGGCGAAGUCACGAAGGAUCCCAACCACUACGGUCAGAUCUUGACUGCCCUCAUUACUCAGGGACUGCUCCAGCUGAUGGAGGGUAACGUGUUGAUCCGAGGUCGCCAGGUGGACGCACAAAUCAUCCAAAACAUUCUGCCAGCGGCCGUUGAAGCGUACAAAUCCAAAUGCGGACGUGAUGUCGUUGUAACGCUGGACACUGAAAGCUUCCUGCCGGCCGAUACGACCGGUGGUGUCGAUCUUCUCGCACAAUCGGGCCGCAUCAAGGUUUCCAACACUCUCGAGUCGCGGUUGGAGCUGAUUGCUCAGCAGCUGGUACCGGAGAUCCGUAAUGCUUUGUUCGGUCGCAAUCUGAACCGCAAGUUCAACGACUAAUCGGUCAGCUCAGUAUGUGCGGCAACAAAAGGCACCGAUUCCGGAAUCUUCACGUGGGAUCGUGUGUCACAAUAUUCACGUAAAACACAACCAUAUACGUCACCUUUUGCCGAUACAAUUUUCCACUCCCCUUUACGAAUACCAACCAACAGUCCGUUUCCAUUGCAAUAGCCCCACCAUUCCCCCCAAAAGUCCACUAGUUGGGCUCCGUUGUACUGGCUGAAGAAUCGUAACUGCAAGAUUGAAAGCUCUGAGGUUCAGUAAGCCUCCAGAAAAGAUGGACUGGAGAAAGAUGCUUGGUGUGGCUGUAAACCGAACCACUAUCGAACCACCUAUAACAGCUGCCAAGCAGUAGUAUCGAACAUCCUGAUACAGCCCUUCAAAUCUCGGCGUUCGCUUCACCCGGAUCGUCGUAAGCAGAGCAGCAGAUAAGCUAUCUGCUGUUCUGACUACGGCAGUUGAACCAUGUGCAUUAAAUUUCAUGUCGGCUCGAAGAUCACCGACCAAUCCUCUCUUUCUUAUGCUACACCAUCUGCUUACAAAGAUGGAUUGGGUCUGCACCAACAUCGCAGGUGUUCUUCGCUCAUUUUAACCGACAACUUAAGAAGCUAGAGACGAGAAUUUUGAGAGAGCUACUGCUUGCACCGUUUGAGUGGAUUGUGUUUAGAGUAUUCACCACAUCACUUUUCUAUUGUUCAUUUGCUGGGGGAUGAAACUGGCCAAUGGUCUUGUGGCCUCACAAACCCAUAGUGACGUACAUACAUACACAUAAAUAAGGUAUCCUCAUGCAAAGUUUUAUAGGAUCUAAGUUUUAGCCAGGAACGUUAGUUGUGGUACAACGUUCGUUCUAGAGAAGAUUGUUGUUACAUGUUAUAGUUGUUUUUUGCUUUCGUUUUCACUCUUUCAAAUCCCUUUUCGAUUCAAAAGUAGCUGUCCUAGUUUGAAUGAGUUAUUUGUUUCUAUCUCCACGGUUCAGCUUCUCAGUCUGGCCGAGUGAGUUCAAUUGUCGCAUGAAUGAGUUGCACUCUGGCAAGCAGUCUCAGCCUUAGCCCGCAGAUUGGACUGAGAAGGGCGACUGUUGCGUGGAGAUGUAGGUAUGUCCAGAAAGUACUAUACGCUCGUACUGUUGCUCGGACUUGUUCUAAGUAUGUUGCAAAAGAAAAUCCCAGCAAAAUGGCAAAAUAAUGCGUUUCCCAUUCUAGGCUCGAUUAAGUAAACACCACGUACUGUCGGCAGCGCUAAGGGAAAAGAGCCCUGAUGAAUAUGGUUCAUGUUUCAUCCAGCCCAGUGACUCGUUUGCGGUAUGCGCGAACAGGCAGGGUGAUUUCGGAACAAAACGCAAUGCAUGGUUCAUGUUUGGCCAAACAAACCCUUUAAGAAACAUUCCGUAACGUUCAUUCGCACACGUAAUCUCUCCCUGAAGCCGGCUCUAUUCCGUUUCACGACAAUCGGCAACAUCAUCGCCACUUGGAUGCCGCCAAGCCUGUUGCUCCUUUCAUUUGCGUCUCGGUAGACAGAAGAUCUAAAAUAUCGGUAAUAUUGUCGGCUCUCCACACACUCAUUCAUCGCUUUGCAAUGCCACAGCAUCUUGCUUUGUGAGAUCACCAAAAGGGCUCUCCUUUUGCUGAACGCGAAGCAAUGGCAGCCAAGGUGAUGUAUGGAGUGGACUCGUUUUGUAUCGGUGCGUGUGUUAGGAUAACAGAAAAUGUGUGACUUCGACUAACAUCUGGCGUGUUAAGAAUGAAUCGUUUAUAAAAAAACAAGGAUCAAUAUAAAGCGCGGCAGACAAAACCAUGCGUUCUGUUUCCUGGCGUUUUUUUUCACCCUAUGACGCUGCCAAAAUGUCCGGGGUUGAACGCUACUGUUGCAUUUCAAGGCACACCUUCACUUAUGCAUUACUGCAGUGCGUUGGGUAGAGACAAAAAAUAUAUGUAUAUUGGACAGAUGCAAGCGUUAAACCUUAACUAAGAAUAAACAAAUAGAAAUCGAAGGAAAAAUGGUAGAAAAAAAAAAAAAAAGAAAGUAUAUAUAUAUACAAACAUAUAUCUAGAUAUUAAUGUAAAACGAAGAGUAACGAAACACGUUAGUUAAUGCUGCGCGUAAUCACUAGGAGAAACUUGGAACACAAACGAGUAACAUUUAAACGGAACAACAGAACCUAUUAGCGGGUUGCUAGAAGAAAGAUGGUAGGGCAAGGUUCCAAUGCCAUCAGGAAACCUAAAAUCCGGUGACAACGGUCAAAUAUUAUAUUCACAGGCACCAGGAACGUUUCAUCAGACGUUUACCAUCAAACCACGGUAUGGCAGGCGAUGGCCCAAUGUGUGGUCUGGUGAUCCUAACAGGUGAUAGCGUUGAAAUCUACAAGUCGUUGUGCGGACAUCUGAAGAAUAAAUACACCAUGGUAUGGGAUGUACAAUCCA
Messenger RNA from Anopheles darlingi, 3238 nucleotides. RefSeq names its product V-type proton ATPase subunit E (gene Vha26). Gene Ontology annotation, biological process: proton transmembrane transport. Bases 138 to 818 code for a protein of 226 amino acids. Gene Ontology annotation, cellular component: proton-transporting two-sector ATPase complex, catalytic domain. Lineage: Eukaryota; Metazoa; Arthropoda; Insecta; Diptera; Culicidae. The transcript is spliced from 5 exons. Gene Ontology annotation, molecular function: proton-transporting ATPase activity, rotational mechanism. The record is from RefSeq and is a predicted model, not a curated record.